Molecule: messenger RNA, 1761 nt
Organism: Oryza brachyantha (malo sina)
Lineage: Eukaryota; Viridiplantae; Streptophyta; Magnoliopsida; Poales; Poaceae
Product: fatty acid desaturase DES3-like
Exons: 8
Coding region: 134-1306 (390 amino acids)
Biological process (GO): lipid metabolic process
Molecular function (GO): oxidoreductase activity, acting on paired donors, with oxidation of a pair of donors resulting in the reduction of molecular oxygen to two molecules of water
Source: RefSeq, a predicted model, not a curated record
CAAAGGAAGCGGAACGCCGCACACUCCUUUUCUUUCUCUUCCGUCGUCGUCUCUUUCCUUUUUCAUCUGCUGAUUCCCUCCCUUCCCUGUGCGAGCUCAGAAAUUACAAAUCAGAUCUCUACCGGAAACGAUAAUGGCGGUAUCAGCAGCAAGAGGAGGAGGGUGGCAGGAGGCCGACUGCAAGGCCUCCGAAGACAGCGUUCAUCGUUUGUUCGACGCCGCCAAGCCGCCACCCUUCCGCAUCGGCGACGUCCGCGCCGCCAUCCCUUCGCACUGCUGGCGCAAGAGCCCCCUCCGCUCCCUCUCCUACGUCGCCCGCGACCUCCUCAUCGUCACCGCCCUCUUCUUCUCAGCCGCCUCCCGCAUCACCACCGCUCUACCAUGGGCAUGGCCGCUCUACUGGGCCGCGCAGGGCACCAUGUUCUGGGCGCUCUUCGUCCUCGGCCACGAUUGUGGGCACGGCAGCUUCUCAGACAGCGCGAUGCUCAACAGCCUGGUCGGACAUCUGCUUCACUCCUUCAUCCUCGUCCCCUACCAUGGCUGGAGGAUCAGCCACAGAACCCACCAUCAAAACCAUGGUCACAUCGAGAGGGACGAAUCCUGGCACCCGAUCACUGAGAAAUUGUACCGGCAGCUGGAGACACGCACCAAGAAGCUACGCUUUACACUACCAUUUCCAUUGCUUGCUUUCCCUGUCUACCUCUGGUACAGAAGCCCGGGCAAGAGCGGCUCACACUUCCUGCCAAGCAGCGAUCUGUUCAGCCCCAAGGAGAGGAGUGACGUGAUCGUCUCCACCACUUGCUGGUGCAUCAUGAUUUCAUUGCUCGUCGCCAUGGCGUGCGUGUUCGGCCCUGUUCCGGUGCUCAAGCUUUAUGGGGUACCAUACGUUGUAUUUGUCAUGUGGCUUGAUUUGGUUACCUAUCUGCACCACCACGGUCAGCAUGAUCUCCCCUGGUAUCGUGGUGAGGAAUGGAGCUACCUCCGUGGUGGGCUGACAACAGUUGAUCGGGACUACGGUUGGAUCAACAACAUCCACCAUGACAUUGGCACCCAUGUCGUCCACCACCUCUUUCCUCAAAUCCCUCAUUAUCACCUCGUAGAAGCAACCAAGGCAGCAAGACCAGUGCUGGGCAGAUACUACAGAGAGCCAGAGAAGUCAGGUCCGCUGCCACUUCACCUGUUUGGCGUUCUGCUGAGGAGCUUGAGAGUUGAUCACUUUGUCAGCGAUGUUGGGGAUGUUGUUUACUACCAAACUGACCACACCUUGCACGGCACUGGCUGGGCCGAAGAUGCUAAGCACAAGUGAAAAACAUGAAAAUUAUUUGAGUUAAUUACUGUUUAGUAAGCGAACAAUGGAUUGUUUUCCGGUUAGAUAUAUAGCAUAUCCACCAUAGCAUGGACUGCUGAAAGAAACAAAGAAAUAAUAAGCAGCAUGGGCUACUUACCUGCUCAAGAGCAUGCAGCCCUUCAGCAGACAGGAUUCAUUGAUCUGAUGGAUCACCACAUUCAGAUCACUAUACAAGUAUUGUGCGAUUGUUGUUGUAGCUAGUGGCUCUUUCAGUUUUGAUAAGCUCUGAAAAGUGUCAAAAUUAUACCCAGUGGUGUACAUCCAAUUUUCUCCCGUGUAACCCAUUGAGUUUGCCAGCCAACUGAUUGGUCUGGGGUCUGUAUGUACCAUUGAGCAAACAAUUCUGAGCCAAAUUCUGUAACUUAAUUUGUCCAAACUGAAAAAACAUAAUGGAGUUUAUUUUCCUGAUCUAA